AUGGAAGGGCGCCCCUUAGCCGUAGGAGCUGUAGGAGCAGGGAAGUGCGCCGUCAUCUACCCCUUUGCGAGCUGCCGAGCCACAGGCCACCUCUUCGUCUUCUACCGCCGCUACUCUUCAUCAGUCGUCGAGGGCAUCUCAGAAGAGUGGGACGACGCUCAGCCUGUCACCGGAGGGGCAGGCGAGGAGCGGAGACUUGUGGAUCUCCGGAUUCUUGGUGCAGAUCAGGUCGUCCGAUCUGAUUAUCCUUUAGCUGUGCUGGCUGUCCAGAAAGCUGAAGAAAAUCCCACCUUGGUCGCAGUGGCAGUUGUGGGGCCUUUGGCUUCCGGCGAACUUCUGAUUGCUUUUCCUUCCAGGUGCUGGCAUCGCACUCCCGCCAGACGCAUAGUGGGAACGAAGUACGUGAGGAAGGUCAGUGUCUGCAGAGUUGCUCUUUCGGAUCCUGAAAAUCGUUCUCACCCCACAACCGUUGAAGUUCGAGUUGCUUUGGGCGUCCUUACCACCGAAGGUGAGGGGGCUACCGACCCAGUCGACUCGUUCAGCGAGGACCUCGUCAUCGACUACCCCUUCGUGGAGGGCGAGCCUGCGGACCAGCUCCCUUCUGCUCAGGCAUUGGUUGACGUAUCUUCUCCGUCCUUUGAGUUUGAAACCGCUGUUAGUGGGGGUGACUUGCCUGAGGAGCUUCCGGGGCAAGGGGGCGACUUCGGACCUCGCAUUGCUUCUCUGGAGACAUGUUUCCAGCAAAUUCAGCGGGACCUUCAAGUCCUACUUCAUCGAGACGCAGGGCCUGGACAUCCAAAGGCAAAGGCGUCCCCCGGAGAGACCCGUUUGCGAGAGCCCGGGAACCCGAAGCAAAAGGCUGCUCCCAACUUUCGGGGCUUGGACCCCGCAGUCGUGCGGGCUGCUCAGACAGCUGGAGUUCCCGACUCUCACUUGGAGGAGAUGUCCCGCCUUGUAAGGCGGACUCCCGGCACACUGGUGGAUCAACCUGCGCGGACGAACCGCGGACGAGUACUUCGCGCAGAGCCCGACGACCCAUUGGACGACGAGGAGUACCUGCCAGAGGAAGCCGAUGCUCAGGACGUCCCCUCGGACCCUAUGCAGGCGGCUGUGAUGCGCCUGACCGAGAUCGCUGCGUCGCUUACAGCCCAGAAGAAGAAAGAUACGAGCUUGGAUGCAUUGCUGGACGCCAGCGGAGGCGCUGUUGGAUCGCAAGACGGCGGCCCAGGAACGACAGCAAGGAAAAAUGCAGCAGCUCUGAUGGCCCUGAAGGAGCGGCUGAGCUCCAAGCCCCGAGAACUUUCGGAAAACAUCGAGAAGAGGAUGCUGGCCGACUUUGCUCUCAGGACAGCUCUGCCAGGAACGGGUCAGGUGCCUGCGACGUGGAGGGGUUGGUUGGAGACGAGGUCGAAGGUGCAGGCGUAUCCCACCACCGUGCGAUUCCUUUGGGCAUUGGGUGGCGUUGCAGAUUGCUUGCGAGAAGGACGUCAGGACGAGGCAUACACCCGCUGUCUCCUUGCCCUGAUGGCAGGAGAUCAGCUCUCCAUAGAUCGGGGCGGGUGGGGAAUGGCGUCGGAAAUGAGUCUGGAGGAUCCACCUCCUUUCGGCGCAUUUGGUGUUCGUCCUCUACCUGGCGGAACAGAAGUCCCCUUCUCCAAGCUGGUCGACCCUCGAUGGGUCGAUCUAUUCAUCAGCCGCCUGGGCGACGUAGAGAAGUACUUGGAGACGAGGAAAAAGUUGGCCUCGAGUUCCAGCUCAGCCCCGACAGCGCCGCCUUCUACGACCACCGCUUUCGGAGGCGAGAGCCAGGAGCCGGGCGCCAGGAAGGGAAAGCCAAAGGGGGGCAAGGACAGCGCAAAGAGGCCUCCGAAGGGAGCCCCUGCCGAGGGGGCCGAUGCAAAGUGA
Molecule: messenger RNA, 1905 nt
Organism: Symbiodinium natans
Lineage: Eukaryota; Dinophyceae; Suessiales; Symbiodiniaceae
Source: the annotation of a GenBank genome assembly